Messenger RNA from Branchiostoma belcheri (Belcher's lancelet), 2344 nucleotides. RefSeq lists its product as uncharacterized. The record is from RefSeq and is a predicted model, not a curated record. The transcript has 9 exons. NCBI's taxonomy places the organism in Eukaryota, Metazoa, Chordata, Leptocardii, Amphioxiformes, Branchiostomatidae. Bases 418 to 1869 code for a protein of 483 amino acids.
GGCUUCUGGAAACAAACGCGGAAGUGAAGAGGAGGUGUUGUGAAUUUUACCUUUCCAAUCAAUAGCUGUUGCUCCUCUGCUGUUAUUAUCCCUACUUGUUACACUAAAACCCCUUAUCUUGUUACCUGACACCUCUCACAUCCAAUAUUUAUCGUAAAUUGUUCAAAUUAUCAGUCUAUCGAUGACUCACACUGUACCAUGACGUCGGAGACCGAUGUUGCACAACUUCUUGACAUCAUUUGUCUAUAAAUGGCGGAGUCAGAGAGCAACAACAUCGUUGUAUAGGAACACAAAUUUAUACCAGACAUCGCCGAACAGCCCUGAGAAGAUUUGCAUUGUUUAAAUUUUGGACCGGCCCUGAUCCCUCAUCAACUGUAACCAUAAAAUUCAAUUAAACAAUACCAUACGGCAGUCGCUAUGAGUUCAGAACCUUCCCUCAUUUCAAGUAAGCAGUUGCUCGAGGACCUGCUGCAGGAAUUACAGGCAAACAACAAGGACCAGUCUGUGCGCGAGGCACGGGACAGUCUGAACAAGUCACUGGGACUGGACGGGUGUGGACCUGGGUUGAGUGCUGAGGAACAAAGACUACAGGCUGACAGAUGGCUGUCCUGGGCUCGCCAGAAGCACCAGCUCAAGGUUAUAACAGCAGCUGUUCCCCAGCUGGGGAUUUCACCUCAUCUCAGGACAGCAGAGCUGCAUGACGUCAGGGUGUUCACCAGGCAUGGUCCUGAUGAUGCUGUGUAUGAUUCCAACAAGGAUUUAAGAGAGAAGGUUGCUAGGGGCAACAGUUUCCUGGAGAUCCCAGCUGGUCCUGACAGGGGCACCUACUGUGUGAUCCACGCCCUGAAGAAGUUCACAGGUGGGCUGGGAGACGAUGAUGACAAGGACAGGGGAGACAACCACACAUGGAAGAGGUACUUCACCAAGCCUUUAGAGGAGGCCACUACAGUGGUGGCCACGAGGAAGGCCAAUGGAGAGGCUGCCCACCUGGGGGCCCGGCUGGUCGGUGGGAAGGUUGUCCUGUGUGGAGGGUCCAAAAAUGUCCACAUGCUGUUCACUCAAAGAAGUCAUGUAGACAAGUACAAGGAGAGCAGGUACCAGGUGGCUCGGGAGGUUUGUACAGCCAUUAUGGACCUGCUGGACGACAUGUCAGACCUGCACAGACAGAGGCUACAGAGUUUCCUGGUACACACUGGUUACACAGCAGUGUUUGAGGUGUUACAGCCACACCACCAACAUGUGGAGGACCUGUCAUACCUGAAAAGAUCAGAACUCAGGUUUAUUGCCUGGACUAGCACCGACUUGGAACCCAGGAGUAACUCCCAACUCUGCAGCAUGGCUCCACACAUGGCUAUAGAGAUAGCAAGGACCAUGGGGCUGCCCACUGUGCAAUAUGAACUGGUGCCUGCAUCAGAGGUGGAGACUCGGAUGAAGCAAAUCAGGCAGGGUUAUGGGUAUGAAGGAGAAGUCCUGUAUUUCCUUGAUGCUGAAGGAGCAGUUAUUGGCUUGCUGAAGAAGAAAACAAUAUGGUACAUUGUCAUCCGAGCCAUCAGGGAAAAAGUGCGUAAUGCAGCUCAAGCCUACACUAAGAAGAACGACUUUGACAUCAACAGGUCUGACAAAAAGCUAAAACAGCGUAUUGGUGAGAUCCAGCAGUGGCUGGGACUGGAUGAGGACAGUGUGACGGCCUGGCGGGACCUGGCACACAAGUUCCUCCACUGGGUCAUCAACAACCUGCGCUCCAGGACUGUCACCAUGGAGGAGGUGGCAGGGGUGUUCCCUGUCGUCUGGAACAGGUUUCUCACAGACACAGGCCUGUCUGAUCAUGUGACCAGCCAGUGGGAGGAGCCAGAGGGGAGCGAUGAUUGAUUGACAUUGUGUCCAAUCAUGUGACCAGACAGUGGGAGGAGCCAGAGGGCAGCGAUGAUUGAUGGACAAUUCCUUGUAACACACCUGCAUGCAACUGGUACAAUCACAGCUCACAAAGCAAUGAGUCAAUUUUCUUAACGAAUUAGUUUAGUUUCAACAAUCAUAGAAGAAAAAUUCAUCUUAUAGUAUGGAUUAGAAGAGGCCUCUUGUGAAUAUGAUCUUCAGUGGUGCACCAAAUAAACCCUAGUAUAAGUCUAUCUUAUCUUACAUUUAUCUUAUCAGAAAAGUGGUUUUACCUUAAUUUUAUGUAACUAUUGAGUCUUGUCAUUAAAGAUUGUGACUGCUAAACAUCUACUUUAAGAAAUAAUUCUAGUGCGUUAGAUCGGAUCUGUACGUAAUGUCAUCAGAUACAUUUUGUAAAUCACUACAAUCACGGAAAAACUAUUAAAUUUAUGUUGUACCCACCAUACGUUAC